Molecule: messenger RNA, 3917 nt
Organism: Parnassius mnemosyne (clouded apollo)
Lineage: Eukaryota; Metazoa; Arthropoda; Insecta; Lepidoptera; Papilionidae
Source: the annotation of a GenBank genome assembly
GACAUAUGCCGUGUUGAUUAUAUAAAAAAAUUCUUGAUAAAAUACGCCAUGGUAUGUUUUAGAAAUUGCACAAAUAAUUCAAGAAAUGUUAGCAAAUACCAAGGAAUAACUUUUCAUCGGUUUCCACGCCCAAGCCAUGAAAACAGGGAAAAAUGGACUAAAUUCAUCAAUUUUUUAACUCUCGCGUGCCCAGCAUUUAUGAACGACUCUUAUUCUAAUCUAAAUAAAUAUAUUUGUAAAUUAUAUGUUAUAUCAAUAAGUUUUGUUACAAAUACAUUAAGUCUGUUUUUUUUAAAUAUUUUACAUAGUUACCUUUUAAAAUAUUUAAAUAAAAAUAUCAUUUAAAUGUAAUUCAGAAAUCAGCAGUACAAUGCGAAAACGUAAUUAUAUUAUUAUAUAACAUUGCUUGGAUUUUAGAUUUAUUUUGUGAUUAGACGACGAAUGAAUUUUUUUAAUGUUCAGUAUAUUUACGGGACUUCAGAGACGUGGAACCCUCGGCGCGCGAGUCACACUAGUAUAUGACGGUUUUUUAAUACUGUAACGCUAGAAGUCUUACAGGCUUCCCAAAUAAUUAGUAUCUUUUUUUUUCAGCCAACAAAUGUGGUGAACAGGAAGUAUCAGAACUGUUGUCUGAAUCAAUAAGCAGUUCAAAUUCAAUUUUUGAUAGUCCGAGCAAAAUUGUACUUACAAAUAAAUUACGCAAGUGAUGUCUCCUAAGCCUAAUUUGAGUGAUGUAUACGAAGCCUAAGUUUUUAAAUAUAGUUCUACCUUAGUAACGGAAUCAAUAAUUCUAGGUCAUUAUAAAAAUAAUAAAAUAUGAGCACGUUGUAAUAUUGUGUAUGUAUUUAAUAGCAAGGAAUCUGCAGCUAGAAAGAAACUUACUGAGAAAUUUAAGAAAAUACAAAGCCAAAAUAUUUACCUAAAGAAAAAAUGCGCUUCUUACAAAUCAAUUGGACAAAAUUUUAAACAUAAAUUCGGUCUAAACUAUAUGCUGAGAUUGAUUUAAUGGCUAAAGCAGAAGUUGUGGAGUUAGAUGAAUCUUAUAUGAAUGAAAAAGAAUAAACAGAGCACGCAUUAUUUAUUAAUACACUGCAUGCACCUUAACGUAAAUUCGCAUUGAUUUUACACUAUUAUUCACCAGUUGCGUAUACGUUAGAGAAUUCUAGAAAAGUAAUAAUAAUGAUCUUUGAGAAUAAAUUCAUAUUUUUAUAUUUUACAUAUUUACCUUUUAAUGUAUUAAAUAAAAUAUCAUUAAAAUGUAAUUCUGUCAUAAUAUUAUGUUAUACGAGGGCGGCACUGAAAAUUUCGGGAAUCAAGGAAGUGACACAACAUUACUAUUUAAAAAUGUAUUUAUUGCUUUUCGAAGUAUUCUCCGCGAAAUUUGACACAUUUUCCAUACGAUGGAACCAAUCAUUGAAGCAACCAUUCCAUUCGGAAGUUGGGGUCUCCAAAAUGGACGUUUUGUAGGCGUCCACAGCUUCUUCGGGUGAUGAAAAUCUCUGUCCACGGAAUUUAUUCUUUAUUUUAGGGAAAGUAUAGAAAUCAUUAGGGCUUAGGUCGGGGCUGUACGGCGGAUGGUCUAAUAAUUCUCUGUUUUCUUGCUCUAAAAACUUUUGUUCUGUGUGCGGAGUGAGAACUCGCAUUGUCGUGAUGGAGGAUGAUGCGGUGGUUGCAGUUCUCUUUACGGAGUUCAGAAACGGCCUGUGGCAAACAAAUGCUAGCAUACCAUUCUGCAUUAACCGUUCUUUGUACCUCAAGAGGAAUAGUCGUAAUAUGGCCGGUUUUGGAGACAAACGUGGCCACCAUUUCUUUUGCAACACUCCGUGAACGAACAAUUUUUGUUGGCUUUAACUCAUUUUCGAACACCCAAACUCGUGACUGGUUUUUUGUUUCGGGUUCGUACGCGUAUAUCCAGGAUUCGUCACCUGAUACGAUGUUGUAUACAGCAUUUGAGGAUCUUGCGUGGAAUAUUUCGAGAGUUCUGACGCACCAAGUAACGCGAGCCGCUUUUUGCUCUUCACAGAGCGAAUGCGGUAUCCAUCGGGAAAACAACUUUUUUACACCUAAUUGUUCAUGCAAGAUUAUUUGUAUUUAUUUCAUGCCAAUGUCUAAAGUUGCCUGAAUUUCGCGGUAUGUCACAUGUCGAUCGUCCUCAAUCAACUUACGCACAGCAUCAACGUUUUCUUGGGUGACUGCAGUUUUUGGACGACCUUGACGGGGAUCAUCACUGAGCUUGACACGUCCACGUUGAAAUUCAGCAAACCAGCGAUAAAUUGUGGUUUUGGAUGGGGCUUCAUCACCAAAUGCAGAAAUCAUCCGGUCAACACACUGUUUUUUUGUUAAACCACUUCGGAAGUCAUAACAAAUCAUCGCUCUUGAAUUUUCUCGAGUCAAUUCCAUUUUCUCAACGACUAAACAAGUUUGACAAAACCUUGUGAUAAGACCGAGAAUCUUUUUUUAAAUAAAUAAAUGGUAUUCGAUUUAUAAAACCAAGGACUUCAAUUAAAAAAAAAAAUUAAUAUGACAGGAACAGUGGAAAUAUUCCAUUCCCGAUACUUUUAGUGCAGCCCUCGUAUUAUAUUAAAUUAACACAUAAAUGCAAAAUAAAUAACAAAAGAAUUGUACUCGAUAUAAUUUACAAUACAAUCUAAAUAAACAAUUACUUGUUACAUACUGAUCAUUCUACCUACGUAUAAUCUAUGAUAAGAAAAACCGCGUAUGCGCGACUUUACUAUUUACCGCGCAUGCGCGAAUACAUAGAGUAGCGCACAUUUUUUGUUUGAAAUAGCUUCUCUAGUACGUAGUACAUUAUAACUCAAUGGGUUAGGGAGAGAUUUCUCUCUUCCCUCGAGAAACCGGGAGGCGAUGCGGGCGGUAUCAAGGGGCACCGGCUUCUGCAUUUGAGCUCGAAACGGUCCUUCACGGGGUCCCAGUCGCCUCAGAUGACCCGAGCGCUGACCGGCAUUAGUCCGUUCGCAGAAACAACUACAAGAAUAAUUUCGGUCGGCAGACCACCCAAUAUGUCAGUCGGUCACCUCGUGAGCAGGUACAGAUAUUUUGUUUGCUUAUCUGUUUCUGCUUUCAUAUUCAUAUGAAGCAAAGAAAUAUUUGUUUACUUAUCAGUUCUCGCCAUACGGUUUUUAGUGGACCCGAACGGAUAUAGUAACGCACGGACGUCCGCGUUCGUGCUUGCUCAAAUUGUAGAUAUCGAACUUAAUUCAUAGUUUUUGGCAUUUUGGUAUUAAUAGACGAAGACCAUAAACUACAUCCAUAUAAUUAAAUUUAGAAAGAAUUGACAGACAGACACACAGUCUGAUUCGAAUAUCUGUAAUCAGAAAAUUUCUAAUUUGAUACAGGACUUGGACCAGGAAUCAAUUUUUAGCAGUAUUAAGUAUGUGAUUCUCGAAGCGCACUUUACGUAACUCGCAAUUUAUAUUUCCACAAGCAGACAUAAAUUGCGAGUUUCAGUCACACGUUCAAUUUGUUCCCCUUUUAUGGUGACCUUUAUGGAAACCGAUGAUUCGCAAUGUUUUAUAUUUGUUUAGCCGUUCAAAGAAUCAUAUUAUACUUUGACCACAUGAGUAAAGAAACCGUACCGUACAGAGGCAAAGCUUCAUACAACCGCGCUGUACACUACUACAAGCUUGAUGUGCGUGAGCACAGGCGGCUCGUCACGCACAGAGAGAAACUGCUUUGAACCGACUCGGCCCGUGCUCAAACUAAGGGUUGUGUAAAAAAUAAUGUGUCAAAUUUUGUUUUAUAAGUAUAAUUCGUAUCAAAUGAAACAUAAAAAAGUGCAAAUAUGGUACCUACGUAGAUUUAAAAGUAAGGAAUAAUCGAUUGGGUUGAUCAAUAUAGCAAUUACUAUUAAAGGCUUUAAAUCACAAAAUGUUGAGAAUCUGGCUUCAACACAAUUC